CACUGAUGCGAUGGGUCGUAUUUUGGCGUCUAUAACAGUAGCGAUUCGCGAUUGAUUUCAUGGUUCAAUCGGGACAGAAUUAGGCAUGUGCUCAUCAAUAUAAGUAUUGAAAAAUAAAAUAUGAAAGAUGAGAGCUCUACGGCGAAAUUGCGAUCUAUACGGAAUCAAUUUUUCGGGUAUUUAUUGGGAAUGUUUCUGACAUUUUCAUCGUAUGGUGCAAUAUUAAAUUUGCAAUCAAGUAUCAACAUAGAAGACGGUCUAGGCACCAUUUCCAUAUCUGCAUCAUAUAUUGCAUGCGAUCUCUUUCUGGUUUUCUUCACGACUAUCCUCAUAAGAAAAUAUGGAGUAAAGAAAUGUCUAAUAGCUAGUGAAAUCACAUAUAUGAUAUACAUCGUUACUAAUUUAUAUCCAGAAUUCUAUACAUUAAUUCCAGCAGCUAUAUUAGUUGGAGCUGGGGAAGGUACAAUUUGGCCAUGUAUGACUAUUAUCAAUUUCUAUUUCGCCACUAAAUUUGCUACUGAAAGAAAUCACGAAUCGAAAGGAAACGAUUUUUACGUCAAUCUGUAUUCGGGAUAUUUUUUCACUUGCCUACAAUGUUGUCAAAUAUUUGGGAACUUAGUUGCUUACGCCGUUUUGUACGCUUUCAAUGACCCUCUUCCAAGCGAUACAUAUGAAAACGGACACAAUUUCACAACUGUGCUUAUGGAAACGACGAUAUCUGAUUUCAACAACCUCGAGUAUUGUGGAUCUCAUGAUUGUCAAGAUAUUACACUUGUCGACGGAUCUUUGAACCAAUAUGUUCCAACAAAUGAUAAAACUUUAAUCAUUCUUAUAAGCAUUCUAACUUUCAUGUGUCUUAUGUCUAUAUUUAGUCAUUAUUACUUUGUACCGAAUGAUGUUACAAUUUCUUUCGUGAGCGAGACUUACGAUGCAGAAUUAUCAAAGACGAUAAAUCCUCAAGUGAACCAAGGAUUUGAAAUUGAAAACCAUAAUAAUCAUGAAGAUGUCAAUCAAUCUGACUCGAGAAAUACUGAAAUUCAACAAAACGUUUGCGACAUGACCGUUCAACUUGAAAAUGAUUCAGAAAUCACAAUCAAAGAAACAAUCAAAAAGAGCAGUACGGUGAAAAUUUCAAUGAACCAAGAUUCCUCAUCUGCUGUUUACGAAACUGAUUCACGAUCCGAUGGUGCAUAUAUUGAAGCUUUGAAAGACCUAGGAAAACAAAUGCUGAAAACUUCACAACUUCUUCUGAUUCCAAUUACUUUUUACCUUGGAUUAACGCAAGGAUUUAUCUUUUCUGAGUUAACUAGAGCCUUUUCUUCUUGCGUUGUAGGAGUUGAGAUGGUUGGGAUACAUAUGGCGACCUUUGGAUUUUCUGAUGCAGUUUUAUCUUACAUUGUUGGGAAAUAUGGUCAAAAACUUGGUCGAACUCCGUUUUUUAUACUUUCAAUGGUUGUUGAUCUUUGCAGCUAUUCAUAUUGUCUGCUGUGGGACCCAAAUCUCGAAUCGGCAUGGUCAAUAUUCUUAAUCUAUUUUGCGUUUGGAGUAUCAGAUGGAAUAUGGCAAACUUUGUUAAACGUCCUGUACAUUGAAUAUUUCGAAGGCAGUCAUGAUGUUGCAAUCACCACUUGGGCGUUUUGGAUUACAGCCGGAUUUGCAACUCAAUUCGGUUGGAGUACCAGUCUGUGUGUGUACAUUAAAAUAUAUGUCCAAAUUGGAAUGCUGAUAUUGGGCAUGUUCGGAUACGACGUGGCUGCUUAUUUACAACGGAAGAAAAGAAUGACAGAUUCUUUCGAAUUCGAAGAAACUCGUCUAUAAUGCUUCAAUUUAAAUAGUUUUGUUAAAUAAACCAAAAUUCUGUUGCAGCGCGAUGUGAAUUAC
This is a messenger RNA of Styela clava, 1881 nucleotides long. NCBI's taxonomy places the organism in Eukaryota, Metazoa, Chordata, Ascidiacea, Stolidobranchia, Styelidae. The record is from RefSeq and is a predicted model, not a curated record.